Messenger RNA from Pogona vitticeps (central bearded dragon), 2717 nucleotides. NCBI's taxonomy places the organism in Eukaryota, Metazoa, Chordata, Lepidosauria, Squamata, Agamidae. The record is from RefSeq and is a predicted model, not a curated record.
AGCUCGAGUCACACAGGCGAUAUUAGCUAGACUUCUAGGGCUGGCUGAGCUAAUAAUUUCAUAUCCUAAUACCCAUCUGAGCAGCUGAGAUGGUUUGCAUUUUUUAAAGUCUUUCUACUGAGCCGGAAUUAAUGAGAGGGAAAAAAAGAGCUCCGAGCACAGUGAGGGAGUGACUGAUUAGUUCUACUGCACAGCGACAACAGACCCUGUCAUGGACGAUGCCACUGACCUUUAUUGAAACAGAACUAUGGUUAACCUGCACCCAAAUGGAACUGUAGGUGCUGUUUAACCGAGGAAACAACUUUGUGACAUAUUAGAUACAACCAGAUCUAUAAAGGAAUAUAACACCAGUUUAGCUUUCAUCUAGUGGGCAAAGACAAACUGCAGACCAGUAUCUACAAAAACACCAUUCCUGGUGUCAAGAUGUCGCUGAAAGUGCAGACGAGCAACAUCACAAACAAGAAUGACCCCAAGUCCAUCAACUCCAGAGUCUUCAUCGGCAACCUCAACACAGCAGUGGUCAAGAAGUCAGACGUAGAGACCAUCUUCUCUAAGUACGGCCGGGUGGUGGGCUGCUCCGUUCACAAAGGCUAUGCAUUUGUACAGUACUCAAACGAGAGGCACGCACGGGCCGCUGUGCUGGGGGAAAAUGGGAGAGUGCUUGCCGGACAGACAUUAGAUAUUAAUAUGGCUGGAGAACCAAAGCCCAACAGACCAAAAGGGCUAAAGAGAACAGCAUCUGCAUUGUACAGUGGAUAUGACUUUGACUACGACUACUAUAGAGAUGACUUCUAUGACAGACUCUUUGAAUAUCGGGGACAGGUGUCUCCCAUACCCAGAGUGGUUCCUGUGAAACGUCCACGAGUGACCAUCCCAUUAGUAAGGCGCGUAAAAGCAACACUCCCAGUCAAACUUUUUGCCCGAUCUGCUGCCAUUGCAAACAGCUCUGGCAAAUUAAAAUUGAAAUGCAACGAACUGCAGACAAUUAAAACAGAGCUGACAGAGAUCAAAUCCAACAUUGACGCUCUCCUGGGCAGAUUGGAGCAGAUUGCGGAACAGCAGAAAUCAUCUACAGAGGUUAGAAAGAAAGCAGACGGAAACAAAAGUGAAGUUUCCCAAGAAGACACAGCAUCAGAAGCAGAAGUCAACACAGAGGAGCCUUUAAAUGGAGAGGAGGGGGAAGAGGAAGGUCUCUUGCGGGACGACUGUGAAGAUGAAUUGGAGAAUAGCCAUUACACAGAUGUGGAAGACUCCAGCCUACAGUAACUAGCAUGUUCAGCUUACCAGCAGUGAAUAGAGGACAGCAAAAGGUUAAACCCUGCCUUGUCAUGUCGAGCCAGACACGUAUAACUUGCAGGACUGCCAUCAUCUUUCUGCCUGGCAUUCAAAAGGAGAAACAUGGACCAAUAUUGUCAAGCUGUUUUGUAGUACACAACCAACUAGUCAUCCCAGUGGAGUUUCAUCAUCGUCUGGUCCCCUUGACCCAUCUUUGUACUACAGACACUGAGCCCUAUUGCCAGCACAAGUAUUACUUGUGCUGUGUUCUCCGGUAGCCAGAUAUUGGAAUGAAUUAUUUUCUAUUGGCAGAUGGAAGUCUGAGGUUUUAUUUGGAGCGUCAGGGAAAGAAAGAGAGAGAGACUCUAUAUAAAGAGCCUCGUUCCAAAGAAAGAUGCAACUCUGAUGUGUAAAUUGAGAGAAAGGUAUUUCACUGUGUACAAUUUAUGGUUUUUGACUACCUUGAGCAGGAUAGCCAGAGGUAGCUCCUGAUAAUCCAUGGGCCUCCUUCUAAGCAGCUUGAAUCCAUGUCACUCUGCAGCAAUACAGACUUUGGCAUUUGGAGCAUCUCAUUGUCAUGUGGCACAAUGGGAAAGAUACGCAGAGAACAUGACUAUUAAUUAGUCAUUUGAUAAGAUUCAUCACCUUCCUCUUCUCAUUGCCAUAAGAAUCACAUAAAGCUUCAGUCAGGUAGUAGGUGUCUGCCAGGUGUGAGCAUCAUGUAAAAUUAAAACGAAGGCUAUAAAAGGAGACACACAUUAAAUCAAACAUUCUAGAAUAAAGGAAUCUGAUAGGAAACAUUUCCUUUAUAAUCUGGAGCCCGUGUGGUUCAUUAAAGUCCUCUAAGUCAUUUAUUUGCUCUUUAUAAGGAAAAAGUGAAACAAACCAGGUUUAAAGGAAGGGUAAUGACAACCCAAAAAGCAUAUGACAGCCAGAACCAGUGAUAACACUGUGUUUCCUUUUUGUGUUACAAAAGACCCAAGAUGGAAGGGAAAGGAUGAUUCCUUGAGUCCCCUUCUCUGACAUACAGAUGCUUUCAACUAACAUACAAAUCCAUACAGAGAAAAAAUAAGCACUCUUGUUCUGCUUAUUCUAUUGACAUAUCCCACAAAAUUGCACCUUUAAAAAAAGAUGCCUUUUUCACAACCCACUCAAAAGUAGAAAAAUCCUCACCACCAGCUUCAGAAGUACAUGAUGUGACAUUUCUUCAGCAGUGAGUUUUAAUCCUAAAGAGACUAACCAGCUGUUUAGAAAGGUCAGCAAAAGGCCUUGAUUCUACCAUUUCAAAGGAUUUCUACCAGAAAACAUAUCCCAACACAGAAAAUGUCCCUUCACUGGGGCUCGUUGACAGAAGAUCACAAUUCUCAAAGCACAAUGACUUAUGUAUAUUUCUUGGUUGAAAAGAAUACACCCUGAAGAAUAAAAAACAGGCAAUAUUUCAA